Molecule: messenger RNA, 627 nt
Organism: Prorocentrum cordatum
Lineage: Eukaryota; Dinophyceae; Prorocentrales; Prorocentraceae
Source: the annotation of a GenBank genome assembly
GAGGGCCAGCUGGCGGCGUUUCUGCCCGCGCUCGUGGGCGUGCCCCUCGCCGAGGAGGCCGUCGGCCUCCUGCUCGCAGAUUGCGCCCGCAGGCAGGACGCCGGCCUCUCGCGCGAGGUGGAGAAGCUCGCUCGCGCCCAGGGCUCCGCCGGGCUCUCGGACGCCAACUACGCGCUGCUGGUGCGCGCGGUGGCAAGCGACCCGGGCAGGGUGCGCGAGCUGUUCGAGGAGGUGGCCGCAUCGCGCUCCACGCUGCCGCAGGACCUGGCGCUGGCGCUCCUCGCCGCCUGCGGGCGGACCGGGAACACGUCCCUCGCCGCGCGCAUGGCGGACCGGCUGCAGCCCGACGCGCCCCAGCUGCUGGGCGCGUUCGUCCGCCUGUUCGCCGAGGCGGAGGAGAGCGAGCGGGCCUGCGACGUCUACGAGCGGGCGCUCGCGAAGCGAGGCGGCCAGGCCGGAGCCCUCCAGCUCGACUCCCGCACCGAGAAGGUGCUGAUGAACGCGGCCAUCCGCUGCGGACGCAGCGAGCUGGCGAAAGCGUUCAUGGACGCUGCGCCGUGCGACAUCUCCCGCCACAUCACCAUGAUCCGCAAUUGCGCCUCGGAGGGGAAGCUCCAGGCAAGCUGA